AUGUGUAAAAGGGAGAUUCUUCGAGAUACUCUACGAAGAGUUUAUACCGCGAGCUCGGCAGAGCAGCAGGGUUUUUCCUGGAAACCAAAGUUAGAUUGCCGAUCUGGAAUAAGUGGAAAACGACUGGUACCGCCCCCGUUCAGAAGUGGGACUUUUAGGACCAUAAUUUCAUCAAAGGGAACGUACCCAUGUUUCUCUCGGACUUGCCUUUUUCGGUCUUUUUCAUCUUACAUCUCCUCAGCUGCGUGUCCAAGCGAUUUCAAGGAAAGAAAGAACGCGUCGCUUUCUCAAUGGAACAUUAAGACUCCUAGCGACCCCGGAUGGUUGUUUAGGCUUCCUGACCAACAGCUCUCUGCGCCCUGUGGGGCAACUUCUUCAUUCCGGUAUUUUGUUUCCAAAGCUCACGAGAACUACCCUCCGUCGGAAUGUCUCCAGGAUCAACUGCACAGGGAAUCUCUGGAAGACCCGAUAGGUUUUUGGAGGCAGCAGGCUGCAAGUGUUCGCUGGUUCAAGCCAUUCUCGGCAGUUCUCGAUUCAUCUGAUGCUCCGAUCUACCGGUGGUUUCCAGGAGGUCACGUCAACGCCUGCUACGAAGCUGUCGAUUCGCAUGUCCACAAUGGACGAGCUGGUGCCUAUGCGAUUAUCUAUGACUCCCCCUCUACGGGAUCAAAGGAGAAAAUCACGUAUGGAGAACUCCUGGAGAGGGUCAGCGCCCUUGCUGACGCCCUGCGAAAGGCAGGAGUUCAUGAAGGUGAUCGGGUUCUGAUCUAUAUGCCAGUGGUACCGGAAGCAGCUAUUUCCAUGCUUGCCUGCGCACGCAUCGGCGCCGUGCAUGCCGUUACUUUCGGAGGAUUUGGAACCCAGGAGCUCUCUACCCGCAUUGAUCAUGCAAAACCGAAAGCGAUAAUAGCGGCUUCAUGUGGCAUUGAACCCCGGCGGAUCGUACCUUACAAGGAGGGUCUUGAACAUGCCUUGCAGCUGUCAUCUCACAAACCAGAGUUCAAGGUUAUUCUCCAGAGAUCUCAGCAUGAAUGUACAUUGGAGAGCAGUGAUAUUGACUGGGACUGUUUCAUCAAAAGCGGGUCUGGCCAGUGUGAUAUCCUUCCAGUUGAUUCUAAUCAUCCUCUAUAUCUUCUAUACACAUCCGGUACCACUGGGGACCCAAAAGGUAUUGUCCGCGAUCACGCUGGCCAGUGUGUUUCAAGUCACUAUACUGCCUCAGCAAUUUAUGGAAUCAGACCCGGGAAUACCGUUUUCUGUGCGUCGGACCUUGGCUGGGUUCUUGGUCACUCCAUAAUGGUUUAUGGAACAUUGAUUGGCGGUGGAACAUCUGUCAUGUACGAAGGAAAACCGGUCAUGGCAAAGGAUGCGGGUGCCUUUUGGAGAAUAUCGAGCGAGUACGGCGUUUCAAAAAUCUUUACCGCACCGUCUGCACUCCGAAAUAUAAGGGUUGCAGAUCCACACGGGGAGAGAUUGAGAGCCUACGAUCUGUCGCGGCUGCGGACUGUUUACCUGGUCGGCGAGCGAACAGACCACGCCACGUUUCGCUGGUUUACAAACGCCCUUGAAGACACAUUUGCCACGGCAUAUCCUAGCCGUACUCCACCUCUUGUAAUUGACCACUGGUGGCAGUCUGAAACUGGUUGGCCAAUGACCUGCCUUAUGGCUGGCCAGCCGUUCAGCGAAGAUGACUACACUCCCCUCAGGGAAGGCUCCUGCGGAAAACCUUGCCCCGGUUGGGAUCUCCGAAUCCUGGACAACGACGGCGAAGAAGUGGAAGAUGAGAUGACCGGGCAUAUCGCUGUGAAGUUGCCAAUGCCUCCCGGAUCACUCAAGAGUCUUUAUCAGAACGACAACAGGUAUAUCAGCACAUAUCUGUCGCGUUUUCCAGGAUAUUACGAUACAGGAGACAGUGGACAUUUUGAUGAUGACGGGUACCUGCAUAUCGAAGGCAGAACUGAUGAUGUCAUCAACGUAUCCGCCCAUCGUAUUUCCGGUUUGUCAAUCGAGGAGGUCCUCACCAAACAUCCAGAAGUUGCCAGUGCUGCAGUUGUUGGCGUCACCGACGCCAUGAAAGGUCAUGUUCCUGUUGCUGUGGUUAUUCUCCGUCCACAAUCGCCUCGUCAAAGUAAGGAUGAACAGCAACAAAGAAGGAACAAAGUCAUCGAAGAGUUAGUUCACAAUGUCCGCCAGCGUAUUGGCCCGUUUGCAUGCUUCAGAACAUGUGUCAUAGUAGAGAAGCUACCACACACCAGGUCAGGAAAGACACUACGAAAAACCAUAACACUAAUUCUCGAAGGGCAUCGGUACUCUGUACCCCCUACGAUCGACGAUCCAUCUGCUCUCUCAGAGCUCAAGCAAGCUGUGAAGGAACAACUAGGUGUUGAAGAGAGGUCAGUUGGACAGAAUCACUGCAUGUGGAGGAAUGGAUAUCCUGUAACUGUAAAGGACGUCGAAGAUAAGUAA
Molecule: messenger RNA, 2466 nt
Organism: Toxoplasma gondii ME49
Lineage: Eukaryota; Apicomplexa; Conoidasida; Eucoccidiorida; Sarcocystidae
Product: propionate-CoA ligase
Exons: 5
Coding region: 1-2466 (821 amino acids)
Source: RefSeq, a predicted model, not a curated record